Molecule: messenger RNA, 1749 nt
Organism: Galeopterus variegatus (Sunda flying lemur)
Lineage: Eukaryota; Metazoa; Chordata; Mammalia; Dermoptera; Cynocephalidae
Product: treacle protein-like
Source: RefSeq, a predicted model, not a curated record
AGCCGCGAGCCCUGAGUCUUGCCACGGCCACCUGAACCUGAACUCUAAGUGCUGCGGGUGGCCUUGGCAGGGUGGUAUUGGCACUGUGCGCUGCAGCCCACCCCUGCCUCGGGCUCCCUCCUGCCCCGAGAUCAGCGCCGAGGGAGCGGCGCCAUGGCCAUGAGCCUUUUGCAGGACUGGUGCAGGGGGCUGGACGUGGACAUGCACAGGGCCCUGCUGGUCACUGGCAUCCCGGAGGGCUUGGAGCAGGCGGACGUCGAAGCCGUCCUGCAGCGGACCUUCCUGACCCUGGGCACGUUCAGGCUGCGGAACAUGAGUGCGGUGAGCAACGAGAAGGCCAAGGCCGCCCUGGUGGAGUUCGUGGAGGACAUUAAUCAUGCCGCCAUUCCCAGGGAGAUCCCGGGCGAGAACGGGGUCUGGAAGGUUCUGUUUAAGGACCACGCCCAGGACACGAGGAUGCUGAGGCAGAUGAAACGCCUGCUGCUGGAUGAAAGGCCCGUGCAGGCCGCGCGGGCCACGGCCCCCGGGGACACGCCCGCCCAUGCCGUUUCAGAGCUGCAGGCCCGGGGGUCAGGGCAGGAGGCCGGGAAGGCCGUCCCCCCUAGUGGGGCGGCCGGGAAUGCUAGGAGGGGCCGUCGGGGUCGCAGAACCAGAACCAGAGCCAACAGGUUGACCCCGAAGGGCAAGAAGAGGGGCCGAGGAGGACGGCGGCCCAGCCCCGCUAGAGAUUCCUCCGACGAGGAGCUCACGGGCAGUGACACUUCAGAGACAGAGUCGCAGGAACACGGGGACCCAGAAAGAGAGGGGGCAGAUAGUCCUGAGUUUGUGGCCAUUGUGGCUUAUACGGACCCUUCCGACCCCUCAGCCCAGGAGGAGAUGUUGAAAAUCGCUGCUGUGAUCCAGUCGCUGGGCUGGAGCGACAAGAAAGACACACAGGAUGCCCUUGCCGAAGUCCUGUCCGUCAUGUCCAAGGACGCUUCGGGGACCUGGGUGAGGGUGGAGGAGGCAGGCCGGGAGGUGGACGCCAUGGUCCUGAGGAAGGCCGAAGACGACGGGAACCUUCUGGAAUGCAUUUCUACCUUGGCCGAGCCAGAGACCCCGUCCGAGGGGAAGCGGGCGCAGCGUGGCCUCCUCCGGGGCUGGGGCGAGGACGACGAGGAUGACGGGGGCCUCCUGGAGCUAGUGGCACUCCUGGCUGCCCAGGACAUGGCGCAGGAGAUGAAGGAGGAGAAAGAAAAUGCCUGGGAAGGCGGGAAGUACACGUACGCCAAAGGCAAGCUGGGGGAGGUCCUGGCCCUCCUGGCUGCCCGUGAGAACAUGGCCUCGAGCGAGGCGUCGGAAGAGGCUUCGGACCAAGGGUCCGAACAGGAGUCCGAGGACACGGAGAGCGACGAGUCGGAGCCCGAAGACAGGGCGUCCAAGAAGCCCCGGGCCAAGAGGGCGCGCACGGCCCCCAAGGGCCUGGCCCAGGCGGCCACGUCCCCUGCAGCUGCGCCCGCCCCGUUGGGGGCGCGCAAACCCCGCGGGGGCGGCCGAGGCGGUGGCCGGGGCGUCACUCCGGAGAAGAAGGGCGGCGGCCGGGCCUCGGCCAAGGACGAAGCCCCGGGAAACAAGAAGAAGAAGGGGCCCGCGGCCUCCGGGGCCCGUGCCAAGGCUGGCGAGGCCAAGGGUCAGCCACCGGCCGGCUCCGAGUCCGCCCGCGGGAAGAAGGCUCGUCGAGGCAGGAGGCUGCCCCGCAAGUGCCGCUAG